Penicillium coprophilum is the source of this 519-nucleotide messenger RNA. RefSeq lists its product as uncharacterized. Bases 1 to 519 code for a protein of 172 amino acids. The record is from RefSeq and is a predicted model, not a curated record. NCBI's taxonomy places the organism in Eukaryota, Fungi, Ascomycota, Eurotiomycetes, Eurotiales, Aspergillaceae. The transcript is spliced from 3 exons.
AUGGCCUCUCAAGAUAUGCCUCCCCCGGAUUUCGUGAAUCGCAUGGAAAAGAUUCCAGCGCCAUAUCUGAGUGAACAAUAUAGCUACAGCAAAGAUGGACUGUCCUGUGCAAUGAUUUCCUGGAUGCUGGACCUUGAUGUCAGGGCAACAAUCAAGAAACGCGAGUUCCAACGCACAUAUCAGAGACUGUGCCUUUACAUCAAGCAUAUGGAGCGCCUCAUGGAUCAAGCCAACAUCAACUACGACCCCUACACUGGCACGGAAGACGGUCGAAGAAUGAAAAUAGCCAGAGAGUCCUUCAAGCCUCAGUUGAAGGCUAGGUUCAUGCCUACAGCACCGUAUCCAGUCACGGCUCCUAUCAGCACCGAUGGAGAGCUCUGCAGAAGUGUCUCGGAUGCGCAGACAUUUGAAUACAAGCUUCACCAGUUGGAAAUUAUUCGCUAUAUGGAGAGGGUUGAUGGACCGGCAUUGGCUGAUUUCGAGUCGAGUACAAGACAGCCAAGACCCGAGACAGGGUAA